AUGGGGCAUCAUCAGCGCCAUCAUGAUACCAAUUGUGAUUGUACUGAUAUGCAUCGGAUGGAGGCUUCUACUGCGCAAGAAGCUGAGGAAAAAGAAGAGAGGGAAUUCAUGAACAUCAAGCCAUUGGACCCUGAGGAAUCCCUUCGAAUCAAUUCUGAUGACGAGAGCAUACCGUACAAGAAGGAUACAUCAGACGAUACUCCGGAGCCAACGGAACCGGUGAAGGUGGUGGAUAAUGUAGAAUCUUCGCCGGAACCUAUGCCAGCACCUAUUCCGCCGGCACCCAUGCCAGCACCUUUACCGGUAGUGGGCAUCCCAUACCCAGCCUACGGCAUGCCUUAUGACCCGAGCAGACAAGCUCGGCCGUACGGCGGGGAAACCGAAAUUAAUUAG
This is a messenger RNA of Spodoptera littoralis (African cotton leafworm), 393 nucleotides long. The record is from the annotation of a GenBank genome assembly. NCBI's taxonomy places the organism in Eukaryota, Metazoa, Arthropoda, Insecta, Lepidoptera, Noctuidae.